AUGUCUGUUCAUGUGAUAGCACUAUGUUUUCUGCACUGUGUAGACGUGGAUCUGAGGGGUGGUGGUAUAUUUCUGGACCAUAUGCUAAAACCGAACGGCAGGUUACGUUGUCGAAGCUUGCAGUGUUGCUUUGCUUCUUUACAACUGCAUGUUGAAUGUUUAGGCUGCCUAGCCGACAAUAUUAAACUUUAUAACGUAAGCGAAAGUUGGCGAAAGGAUGAGUGCACUACGUGUAGUUGCGUGGAAGACGGCACGGUGGUAUGUCAGGUGCAGGUGUGCAGUGAUGACUGCGAGAAUCCGGUAUACGUCGACAACCAGUGCUGUCCGACGUGUGCAAGUAACGAAACUGACUACAUAUGGGCAUAUCUACCAACACAAUGCCUGAGCAUGGAAUUGUGCUCGUUGGUAUGUGAACAUGGUUUAAAAAGUGAUAACAACGGAUGUUUAAUCUGCGAGUGUGAAAACUCCACCGGCAGCUCAAACUGUACUGAAUUUGACCUGGCAACGUGUACCAAGAAAUGUUGCAAGGGCUGCCCCCAGAUCCACACCUGCUACAAGCACUGUUUGUACGGAUUCCAGACCAAUGUCAACGGUUGCCGUAUUUGUAAAUGUCGAGGUUCACCCUCGGACCUUCCAAACGACGAAGCGGGCAACUCGUCUUCCCUUGAUCUCGCAGUGUGCUACUCUGAUUCUGGAUUCCACGACCACGGCGAAUGGUGGUUCGACAACUGUCGCCACUGUUAUUGUGAUCGAGGACGCGAGUUCUGCUCCCUGCUCGCCUGUCCGAAGCCGAACUGCACGCACCCGGUGUUCAGCGAGGGCGAAUGCUGUCCGCGAUGUCCAGGUAAAGACAACAACGCCAUCCGACUGGCCUGCCACGCCCCAAGUGACACCCAUCACUACGUCGAGGGCGAGUACUGGAACCUCGACUCCUGCGUGACUUGCACUUGCCACGUCGGCUACGUUUUGUGCUACCGCAAAGAGUGUCCCCCGGUUCCUUGCUCCGAACCAAAAAUCAUCGACGACCAAUGCUGUCCCGUCUGCAGUGACAAAGGUAGAAGAACACUUAACUUGACGUUCUGCACGACGGAGAAUGGGGUUUCGCAUAUGGAAGGCUCGGUGUGGAAAGAGACGCAGUGCAUUUCAUGCGCGUGUGAAAACGGAAAGAUCAACUGCUACGAGGAAGAAUGUCUGGACGUACCAUGCUACACCCAUGUCCUUCAUCUGAAGGAUUCAUGCUGUCCAGUAUGUACAGACAACAUGAGGAAGAGCGUUUGUCGUAUCAACGACGUGACAUACAAUGUUGGAGAAACGUGGCGAGAGGGACCCUGUCGCAAUUGUACAUGCAUGAGUAACAGCGAGAUACUGUGUUCGCAGCUGGAUUGCCGAAAAUGCAGCAAGCCGGUCUACGCUGCUGGACAGUGCUGUCCAAUCUGUGACGACUACCCGAAAACGUGGCGGUGGCGACCGACACCGUCCUACCCGGAAAUAACAGGAAGGUACAACGACGCUCAACAAGUGAGCCUGAUCCUGGCGCUGUCAAUCAUCGGCAUCCUCGGUCUGCUGCUGCUGCUCGUCUUGCUGACGUUCUGGUUCUUGAAAAGGUUCAGAGCGCCGCCGGUAUCGAAGACCGCCGAAGCUCGUCUGACAAGCUUUAAAUUCGAGGAGAAGGGCAAAGCUCUUCUGGCGCAGAUGAAGACGUCGUCGAACGGCGUGUGCAACGGCCUGGCAAUCCACAAGACCAACGGUGGUUUGCUGAACGACGUAGACGGUAGCGUCAACGAUUGGGCAAACGAUGACGUGUAA
Messenger RNA from Soboliphyme baturini, 1806 nucleotides. Lineage: Eukaryota; Metazoa; Nematoda; Enoplea; Dioctophymatida; Soboliphymatidae. The record is from the annotation of a GenBank genome assembly.